GCUUUGUCCACUAUGAGUCCGUACAAAACCUCCGAGGGUUUCAAUACCGCCCUAGGCGCCGGUUUGAACAGUACAUGGUCUGGGGCGGAUGCCAUCCACGGCGUUGUUAAUGCCGGGGUUAGGAUGGAAGGUGCGGUUGCUGAGCACCAGUGGACCAAAGCGAGAGUCAACGAACAGUUGCAGAGAGCCCAGUACCCGGACGGCAAACCUAGGGUCGAUCACUCGGCGCAGUAUCAGGCUGCAAACCCCACGCUGAGCAACCUCGGGGACGAUCGGCAACUUUAUAAUCGUGUUAAUGGGCAACGUUAGGGACAUCACUGAGCCCAGGAUGUGCAAGCAUGUCUAUUCUGGAUAAGCUCGUAAUCCGACCUUAUGAAGGAUGUUUGUGUUUUUUCC
Messenger RNA from Aspergillus pseudonomiae, 396 nucleotides. RefSeq lists its product as uncharacterized. The transcript has 4 exons. NCBI's taxonomy places the organism in Eukaryota, Fungi, Ascomycota, Eurotiomycetes, Eurotiales, Aspergillaceae. The record is from RefSeq and is a predicted model, not a curated record. Bases 13 to 309 code for a protein of 98 amino acids.